UCGGCCAACCGCGCCAUUAGAUUCUACGCUGUUUUCAUGGGGUGUAUGCUGGAAUAGUUACGUAUCGGAGAAAUUUAGAGAGUUCUUCCUUCUGAUCGUUGCGUGAAUGUUCACAAGACGUGAAUAUUAAUGCGUCAUAUACCAGUUCGUGACUUUACACUCAGAAAUGUGGUUCCCAGAACCCAACGCACUAAGCCUGCGCAGCGAUGUCUGAACAGGCACAGCUCAACUUUAAUAUCCCCAAGAUCAAGAGGCAGUUGUCUAAAGACAACUUGAGGAAUGUCACCCUCACUAGUCGUGAUGCAACCGAGUUGCUGCAGGCCAUUGACCGGUGUUACCUUGACCAGGAGGUUCGAGGUCAAUGGGAGGUCAAGGCCAUACAAACCUUUGACAAUCGGGAAUUAGAGAAGGAAUACAGAGAAAAGCGUGCAGAGCUGAAGGAGUCAGGGCGCCAUGCCCGGGAAUUGACGGAACAGUAUGCCUUCGUCUACUUCAGGGAACCAUCUGGCAUUGUGCCAAGCAUAGCCAAAAAUGGACUGCGAGCAAAACCCAGCAACUUUAAUUGGCUUGGUGACAAUACAAGUGGAGUGUAUGUAUGUAAACAUCCUGAUGUCCAGCUGAAGCUUGCAGAACUCAGGGAGGAAAAGCUAGCAUGUGUUUGUGUAUUCAAGGUGACUCCCGGUCGAUGCAAGGCACAACAGAUCACAACCUCAUCGGAGCUUCUAGUGGAACCCACCCCCAACUAUGACUGUCACGUGUCAGUCAGUGCUGCUCAGUCCCACUCCACUCACACAGUCCAGCUACAGAGGUCACAGAUUUACCUGUAUGAAUACACGGAUGAAGCUCUGCCAUCUACCAGGCCUCGUCACUGUCUGCCGUAUGCAUUGCUGCAGUAUGAGAGGAAGGAGACUUCAGGUGCUGCCUAUGGACAGCCUGGCCGGAGUUCAUAUGGCACGAAAUCAACAGGAAGUGAGUACUGGAAGUCCUCCCAGGGUGCAUCUGGCCACAAGUGGAAGUCCCGCGGUGACUUGAACGUGGUUCCCAGAAGAAGCAGCUAUGACUCGGUGGCUACCUAUGGACGACAAGACUCAGGGUUUGGUCCUUUGUCAUCUCCCCCUGUGCCAGUAGGCAAUGCAGGGUACAAGAUCCAGUCUGUGCGAGAGGACCCACGUAUAGCCAGGAGGAGGAACACAUCUGAUGUGGCUGAGGCUACAAGUGAUCCAAGGCUAGCUGAUCCUCGAGUUCCUCCUAGUGACCCAAGGUUAACACCAGCAGAUCCACGGAUAAUGCCUGUGGAUCCUCGUUUAAUUUCAAGUGAUCCCCGCCUUGCUCACUCUGAUCCAAGGAUCAAUUUAAAUGAUCCUCGUCACAGAAGCAUUGAAAUACCCUCAGGUCAGCAUGGUGAUGCCAUGUUCAGUCAGUUCCCAUCAGAGCAGAAGACAAUCAGUCCUCAAAUGAAGUCAAUGAUAAAAAACAGUGGAACAGCUCUGGGGAACAACUGGUCAGGAUGA
Haliotis rubra (blacklip abalone) is the source of this 1511-nucleotide messenger RNA. Its product is annotated as protein TASOR-like. The transcript has 8 exons. Gene Ontology annotation, cellular component: nucleus. The record is from RefSeq and is a predicted model, not a curated record. Lineage: Eukaryota; Metazoa; Mollusca; Gastropoda; Lepetellida; Haliotidae. Gene Ontology annotation, biological process: homologous chromosome pairing at meiosis; regulation of double-strand break repair via homologous recombination; synaptonemal complex assembly. Bases 207 to 1511 code for a protein of 434 amino acids.